Molecule: messenger RNA, 657 nt
Organism: Ziziphus jujuba (common jujube)
Lineage: Eukaryota; Viridiplantae; Streptophyta; Magnoliopsida; Rosales; Rhamnaceae
Product: MDIS1-interacting receptor like kinase 2-like
Exons: 2
Coding region: 1-657 (218 amino acids)
Molecular function (GO): protein binding
Source: RefSeq, a predicted model, not a curated record
AUGGCCAGCAUUAUAAUCAUUCUAUUAUUAUUGCUUCCUUGUUUUUCUUCUAGUACUGCAGCAACCAAACAUGGCACUAGAGAAGUAGAAGCGCUUCUCAAAUGGAAGCACAGCCUUCACAAUUCAACUUCACAUUCUCUUCUUCCUUCAUGGAAGCUGUACUCUAACUCUUCAAGGAAAGACAAUAACGGCAGCCCCUACAAAUGGAUUGGAAUCACUUGUAAUGGAGUACGAAACGUUGUUCGUAUAAGCCUUCCACGUAGUAGUCUUCGAGGCAUGUUGAGGUCUCUUAAGGUGUUCAGAGCUUAUAACAACAGUCUUUCAGGUCCAGUCCCUGCAUCCAUUGGAAACCUAAGCAUCUUAACCAUUCUAGACCUUGGUCUGAACAAAAUUUCCGGAUCAAUACCGGAAAAAGUUGGACAUAUUUUAUCAUUGAAUAAAUUACACUUUUAUGGGAAUCAUCUCACCUGCUCAAUUCUUGCAUCCAUUGGGAACAUUAAAGCCUUAAAGGAGUUGGACCUAUUUAACAACCAGCUUUCUGGACUUGUUCCCACCACGAUUGGAAACUUGACUAAUCUCAAUGUCUUGGACGUAGCAGUUAAUCAACUAUCUGGCCCUAUACCUCCAGGAAUUGGAAAACUCAGAUUCCUCAGUUAA